Messenger RNA from Callorhinchus milii (elephant shark), 1557 nucleotides. RefSeq names its product IDNK gluconokinase. The record is from RefSeq and is a predicted model, not a curated record. The transcript is spliced from 5 exons. Gene Ontology annotation, cellular component: cytoplasm. Gene Ontology annotation, molecular function: gluconokinase activity. Bases 82 to 645 code for a protein of 187 amino acids. Lineage: Eukaryota; Metazoa; Chordata; Chondrichthyes; Chimaeriformes; Callorhinchidae.
GCGGGCAGAGCGGGUCGGUGACGGUUCCCCGCAGCCGCCGCUACUGCUGCUGUGUGUGAGGGGGAGGGGGAGGGGGAGGAGAUGCUGGUGGUGAUAAUGGGGGUCAGCGGCAGCGGCAAGACUGCUGUGGGUUCAUGUCUUGCAGAUAAGUUGGGAUGGGAACUCUACGAUGCAGAUGACUAUCACCCUAAAGAAAAUAAAGAAAAGAUGAUUAAAGGAAUACCAUUAAAUGAUGAGGACCGUCUCCCCUGGUUGUGCAUUUUACGAGACAUACUAGUGAGAGAAAAGUUGCUGGGGAAAAAUAUGAUCCUAGCAUGUUCUGCUCUGAAGAGAAUGUAUCGAAGAGUCUUGACUGGCGAGCAGAGUGCAGCCACCGAUACCGAGACAAGUCAGAACCAGGAAUAUGCAGCACCUGCCUCCAGCAAGAAUGAGAUCUUGUUUGUGUACUUGCAUGGUUCCAUGGAGCUGAUUUCCAAGAGAUUAGAGAGUAGAGAGGGACAUUUUAUGUCACCAUCUUUAUUGCAGUCUCAAUUUGAUACUCUAGAACCUCCAGAUAAGACAGAGAACUUUAUGAGCAUCAGUGUUGAGAAAAACAUCCUGGAGAUAGUAACAGAGAUUAUGCAAAGGUUGAACUGCAAUCUUUGAUUUUAGUAAGACCAUAUGAGUUAUUGCCAAGGCAUGGUCGGAAAACUGUGUCCAACAGAUAUAAUUAUUCCAGUGGAGAAAUAUCCAUGUGCAUCAAAUUCCUAUUGCACAGGUAUGUUAGGGCAAAUUAAUACCAUGAGACAACUUCAGGUGAUUUAUUUUUGGGCUACUAAAAGCUAUUUAAAUGUUUUCAAUUGAAAUAACCGUCAGAAAUAGAAAUGUCAAACAUGAUUGACAUCUACACGAGAUAGUCAUAACUCACUUUGGCUUUGUCACUUUUUUUUAACCUUAGGAUAAUAAACAGCUAGUUAGCAUCCAUCACAGUAAUAACUAAUAUGAAAUGCAUAAUGUAGACACUCUGCCCUCAGGUGUCAAAGAGUUUUUAUGAAAAGCUACUUACUGUAUUAAAGUAGAAUUUUCUCCUCCUUUUUAUUACUUCACUGCUUGUUUCAAGUCAGACCUCCAGCCUAUAUUAAAAGGGUGAUGUCACUGUAAUAGCCAUCUCUUUGGUGCCUGGUCUCCUGAAGCAUGCACUUAAACAUAAAUGUUUAUUACAUUUGGUUUGAAAGUUCCCCGCAGGUCGUAAAGGUUCAAACCAUUGAUUCUAAUUACAACAAACUUUACUGGGACCCCGUUCCCCCCCAUCCCGCCCCUCCAACAUUUAAGGUGUGCUCUUAAAUUCUCUGCCGAUUGAUCUAUAGAUAAAUUUCUAAUCAAAACUCCAUUCUGAUGUUGCUUGCAUUUUCUUUCAAUAUUGACAUUUUCUCAGUAAUUUUAAUGUACCUCCCAGAAAGAUUCUAAGUAAAAUUAUCAGGCUUGUAAAUCCAUUUCUUCAAAGCACAACAUUAAAAUGGAUGGUUGAGUGUUUUCAAUGAGGAAACUGUAAAGAUUAAAUGUCUGAAUAUUCUUGGA